Messenger RNA from Puccinia triticina, 933 nucleotides. RefSeq lists its product as uncharacterized. NCBI's taxonomy places the organism in Eukaryota, Fungi, Basidiomycota, Pucciniomycetes, Pucciniales, Pucciniaceae. The record is from RefSeq and is a predicted model, not a curated record. Gene Ontology annotation, biological process: transmembrane transport. The transcript has 6 exons. Bases 1 to 933 code for a protein of 310 amino acids. Gene Ontology annotation, molecular function: ATP transmembrane transporter activity.
AUGAAGACGACCAGCCAGCCCGUUCCACUCUCGGAGAAAGUGAUGGGGAAGAUGAAGGAGAGCGAGGAGGGGACAGGACUGCCUCGACCUAAUACCACCCUCGAGGAGAGCACGGCCGGCCAGGCGGGAUUCGACGGCGCAGGCAAGUAUCUCCUGUCGGGAGGGAUAGCGGGCGCAGUCUCCAGAACAGCGACGGCGCCGUUCGACCGCCUCAAGGUCUAUCUGAUCACCGCCCAACCGUCGACCCUGGCCAGUGUGGAGAGCAACCGAUCGGGUCGGAGGAUACCGGCUCGGAACACGAUGUCCAACCUGAUGGACGCGCUCAAGUCUCAAGAUGAUCGUCGCUCUAAUCUCGGCAGGUUCCUGGCCGGUGGCUUGGCUGGGGUGGUGAGUCAAGUCUUAAUCUAUCCGAUCGAGACACUCAAAACUCAAUUGAUGAGUAGUACGAUCAACGAAUCCUUUCAAGGGCGUGCUCUUCUAGUGUACACGAUCAAAAAGCUCAACAAAACUGGCGGCGUACGGGGAUACUACAAAGGUCUUAUGGCAGCCACCAUGGGCGUCUUCCCGUAUUCAGCCAUUGACAUGUCAGCUUUUGAGGGCUUGAAACGGGCGUAUAGAACGGCGUCUGGCACGGAAGAAGAGACGGGCGUGUUAGCGACCUUAGUGUGUGGCGCGAUAAGCGGGGGAGUGGGCGCGACGGUAGUAUAUCCCCUGAAUGUAGUGCGGACACGCCUGCAAGCGCAGGGCACGCCCUACCAUCCCCAACAGUACACCGGCAUCCUCGACUGUGUCCGCCAGACCUUCCUGCGCGAACGCUGGCUCGGCUUCUACCGCGGCCUCGCACCCUCCCUCCUCAAAGUCGUCCCCGCCGUCAGCAUCAGUUGGCUCGUCUAUGAACAGAGUAAUCGCACCCUCGAACAGCUCCUCGGAUGA